AUGCCAAAUAGCAAACGCGAGAAGAUCCCUGAAGGUACCCUGUGUGUAGUAUGUGCGGAUCUGGCAAGUGGUAUACAUUAUUCAGUCCCAAGUUGCAACGGGUGCAAGACUUUUUUUCGACGUGCGCUUGUGAACAAACAAACGUUUACGUGCCAAUUCUCCGGCGAUUGUGUUGUUGGGAAAUCUGUUCGAUGCGUAUGUCGUAGUUGCCGCCUGAAGAAGUGCUUUGAUAUGGGUAUGGAUCCAAAAGCCAUCCAGCACGAUCGUGAUAAAAUCCGUUAUACAAAAGCGUUGAAGAAGAAGAAGGAGGAAGAACGACGGUUGAGAGAACAGAAUGAGCUGUCUCUCAAAGAGGAAAUUGGAAGUCCCAACAGUGCCGGCUCGGAUCCGUACGUCAAUACCUCAACUCCAUCAUCAAGUACGAUGAUGGUGAUUCCUGAGUUGGAUAGUUCAGCUUUCGACCAUGAAUCGCAGAACGACGUGAAGCUGCUGGUAGAUGAUCUUAUGCGCCUCGAGGACAAAAUGUUGCUCAUUAGGAGAGCUUGUCGGUUUGAGCCUCAUACAUCUGCUACGAGCUGCAUGUACAAUAAGUGCCUCUUUGAUGACUACGAAUGGAUGAGAGAGAACUCGCAGCCGAUGUAUAAUACAACACUUUCAUCGCAAUGCACGCUCGAAUCUCUGCGUUUAUGGUUUGUGCGGGAUUUGUCAUUAAUGAUGGAAUGGGGGAAGUGUUUACCAAUUAUGGAUCGGCUACUCCUUAAUGAUAAGCUUGCAUUAAUGAAAGCAUUUGCUCCAAUAUUUCCUCUUCUUCAGCUAGCGUAUUACACCACAUCACCGGAAGACAGUGGAAGUGGCAUCGUCAUAAAGCAAGAACCUGACUGCGACCCGAUUAUUGUGGAUCGACUAAAUUAUCCGGAUGGAACAUACAUAGAGAAAGUGAACGAUAUCAACAACACCGAAGAAAUGUACACGAUCCUGAUUGAAGGCUGUUUCAAGUUGAUGCGGCGGCUACAAAUCAAACAGCAUCAUAUUGUGUUGUAUAAAAUGCUUCUGCUGCACAAUCCAGACGCUGAGGGUUUAUCGUCUACUGGAAAGAAGACGAUCGAAGCAGAACGUCUUAGAUUGCUGAGUCAAUUAUUCCUGUGGAUUAGCAAUGAGCGUGGAAAAUCCUCACAAUCGUUGUUUUCGAAUCUGCUCAUGAUGACUGCUACGUUGAAUAAAGUGGCUUCGUUUGUGCGUCGUGUGUUUGACAUAAAUCAUAUCUUCAAUCGUACCAACGACCUUAUCGAUCAGUUGAUCAUCGUUGGAUUAUGA
Molecule: messenger RNA, 1314 nt
Organism: Necator americanus (New World hookworm)
Lineage: Eukaryota; Metazoa; Nematoda; Chromadorea; Rhabditida; Ancylostomatidae
Exons: 14
Coding region: 1-1314 (437 amino acids)
Biological process (GO): cell differentiation; anatomical structure development; regulation of transcription by RNA polymerase II
Molecular function (GO): zinc ion binding; RNA polymerase II cis-regulatory region sequence-specific DNA binding; nuclear receptor activity
Source: RefSeq, a predicted model, not a curated record